Spinacia oleracea (spinach) is the source of this 858-nucleotide messenger RNA. RefSeq names its product co-chaperone protein p23-2. Gene Ontology annotation, molecular function: protein-folding chaperone binding; Hsp90 protein binding. Bases 157 to 600 code for a protein of 147 amino acids. The transcript has 6 exons. Gene Ontology annotation, cellular component: cytosol; nucleus. The record is from RefSeq and is a predicted model, not a curated record. Gene Ontology annotation, biological process: protein folding; chaperone-mediated protein complex assembly. NCBI's taxonomy places the organism in Eukaryota, Viridiplantae, Streptophyta, Magnoliopsida, Caryophyllales, Amaranthaceae.
AUUAAUUUUCAUUUUAGCAAUUUUUAGGAAAUACUCCCCUCUAUGGUUAGCGAUUUUAAGUGGAAACCGGUGUAAGGAAGCUGAACGCCUGAACCGGAGCAAAACCCUGAGAAACGGCUCACUGAAAUCUGUUCGUUUCUCACUCAAUUCACCACAAUGAGUCGCACUCCAGAGAUUCUUUGGGCUCAACGCUCUGAUAAGAUCUAUUUGACGGUUUCUUUACCAGAUGCCAAAGAUAUCGUAGUGAAGUGUGAGCCUGAAGGCCUGUUUAAGUUUUCAGCUUCUGGGCCACAAGGAGAAAAGUAUGAAUGUACGCUGGAACUGUAUGGAGCUGUAGCGUCCGAGGGGUGUAAAACUAAAACAGGAUGGAGGAAUAUAUUGUGCUCAAUACAGAAAGAGCAGAAAGGCUGGUGGGAAAGACUUCUAAAGUCAGCAGAAAAAACUGCUCCAUUCCUGAAAGUCGAUUGGAACAAAUGGUGUGAUGAAGAUGAUGAAGAGUCAGAAUCUGACAACGAUGAUGAUACUGCUGCGGAUGGAGGAAGCAGUGAUGACGACGGAUUACUUUAUCUUCCCGACUUGGAGAAAGCUCGAGGGAAGUGAACCGCUGGGCAACGUGCAUGCUGAGGUAUUGGCAAUUUGCUGGAAAACAAUCAACUGCAUGGUCUAUGGAAUUACUGUUUUUCUGUAGUCUUAUAUAAAAUGCAUGAUCUAACCUUUAGGUAGGGACGAAGUAUUAGGCUUCUAUUAGCGCAAGUAAUAUCAUCUGUAAAUUGACCUAGAACUUGCUGUUGGGAAUAUCUGCUUAGAAAACAGAAUGUCCACAUUAGAUAUUUUCAAGAGCUUCUGCCUUGGUCUCAA